Pelobates cultripes (western spadefoot toad) is the source of this 1721-nucleotide messenger RNA. The record is from the annotation of a GenBank genome assembly. NCBI's taxonomy places the organism in Eukaryota, Metazoa, Chordata, Amphibia, Anura, Pelobatidae.
AUGAGUAUAAAUAUUUCUUCACUCUUUGGUGAUUUUAAGAACAAAAUAGAGAUUGCUGCCGCUGUUAAGUACAUGCAAUUAUCCUGGAAUUCUGUUACACGGCGAUGUGAGGUGAUUGUAGAGAAUGUGGAGGAGCAAUUGAAGAAGGACAUUGACUCAUGUGAGUGUUUUUCCCUCCAGUUCGACGAGUCGACUAAUAUGGUGGAUGUGGCUCACUUAUGUGUUUUCAUCAGAUUGGUUUUUGAUGACAUGAGUGCCACAGAAGAGCUGCUCACAGUUUUGCCAUUGAAAGGACACACAAAAGGCGAAGAUGAUUUCAACACUUUCAUGGAGUUUGUUAACAAGAGCCAAGUGCCUCUUUUCAAGCUCAUCUCUAUCACAACUGAUGGAGCUCCAGCAAUGGUAGGCCACACUAGUGGGUUCAUUGCAUUGUGCAAACAAAGUGAAUCUUUCCCGGACAUUCUUAAUUAUCAUUGUAUUAUUCAUCAGCAAGCAUUGUGUGGGAAGAUUUUAAAUAGGAAAGAAGUCAUGGAUGUCGCUAUGAAAAUAGUGUGCUCUUUUCUGGCCAGGAGUCUACAGAGAAGGUUAUGCAGGGCUCACUUGGAGGAGACAGGUGUUGAACACACAGACCUGCUGCUUCACACGGCUGUAAGAUGGCUCAGCAGAGGUACAUUUUUGGUUCAGUGAGUUUUUGCCUGAAAUCAAAGAGGGAAGUGCUCAUGCUAUUGUACAGAACACUGGUGAGACCUCACUUGGAGUAUUGUACGCAAUACUGGAGACCGUAUCUUCAGAAGGAUAUUGAUACCUUAGGGAGAGUUCAGAGAAGGGCUAUUAAACUUGUUCAUGGAUUGCAGGAUAAAACUUACAAGGAAAGGUUAAAGGAUCUUAACAUGUAUAGCUUGGAGGAAAGACGAGACAGGGGGGAUAUAAUAGAAACAUUUAAAUACAUAAAGGAAUCAACACAGUAAAGGAGGAGACCAUAUUUAAAAGAAGAAAAGCUACCACAACAAGAGGACAUAUUCUUCAAUUAGAGGGGCAAAUGUUUAAAAAUAAUAUCAUGAAGUAUUACUUUACUGAGAGGGUAGUGGAUGCAUGGAAUAGCCUUCCAGCUGAAGUGGUAGAGGUUAACACAGUGAAGGAGUUUAAGCAUGCGUGGGAUAGGCAUAAGGCUGUCCUAACUAUAAGAUAAGGCCAGGGCUAGUGAAAGUAUUUAGAAAAUUGGGCACACUAGAUGGGCUGAAUCUGCCGUCACAUUCUAGGUUUCUGAAGCUUUCAAAACAAGCCGAAUAUGCACAUUUUGAGGACUGCCAGAGGCUUUUGGACUUGGCGUUCCUGACAGAUCUUACUGACAUGCUCAAUAAUUUGAAUUUAGAGCUCUAGGGUCAAGAUAAACAUGUGAUCAACAUGAUUAGUUCACUGAAUACAUUUAAAAGCAAGCUGCAACUGCUUUCAAGUAGGCUGCAUCGCUGUAACCUGCAAAACUUUCCUCAGAUACAGGCAGAACUCCAUGCAAAGAUUCUGCACAGCUUGACAGUGCACGUUAUGAGGAGCAAGUUCAGAGCUUCUUGUCAGAAUUUGAGAAGCGUUUUACUGACUUUACAUCCAUUGAGCCUGUUGCCAGCUAUCUGCGUUUUCCGUUUGGGGAGGGCAUUGAUGUGGAUUACAUGGCUUCCAAAGUAGCAGCACUGUUUGAACUGGAUAGCUCUGCUGUUGAGAGUUAG